GAGGGGCCAGAAGCAGUACCGCAUCGGACCUGGGCGCACCUGAGACUGAGGGAGACUGGGAGCCUGAGCGAGCCUCCAUCCCAACUACAGCGCCCAGGCCACCCUCCUUGGAGCCCAGCAACCCCGCCAGCAGGAAGAUGCGCUGUGCCCCAAGUACAGGAGCUGCGCUGGUGCUCUGUGCCGCCACCGCCGGGCUGCUGGGCGCAGCCGCUGCCAGCCGCGGCGAGGGCCGCCCCGGGGCUCCGGAGCUCCGAGUGCCCCGCGCCGGGCCCGACGCCAAGUAUGCCUCGUGGGACGAGGUGAACGUGAUAGCACACGGGCUCCUGCAGCUUGGACAUGGGCUUCGGGAGCACGUGGAGCGGACGCGGGACCAGGUAAGCGACAUCUACCGCCGUCUCCAGGCCCGGGACCCAGCUUGCGAAGACCCUCUUCGCCGCGCGCGGCACAGUCCGGAGGGCACCCAGCUGGAGAGCCCAGACGAGAGUCGCGUGGACUUGGCCUCCGAAGGUACAGAGAGUCACUUGGAGCCGAAAAAGGAAACUCAGCAGAAGACGGAGCUCCAGCAGUUGGAAAGGAAUGACGGCCAGGGGGUAGAGACCAGCAUUAGGGGCGCCGCCUGGAGAGCUGUGCACAGCCUGCAGACCCAGCUCCUGGCUCAGAACAACAGAAUUGAGGAAUUGUUUCAGAAAGUGGCCCAGCAACAGCAGCACCUGGAAAAGCAGAACUUGAAGAUUCAGACGUUGCAGAGCAAGCUCCGAGGCCUGACUCCUUUAGCGCUGGGGCAGGUACCACUAAAGUCUUUGGUCAAGAAGAAUACGGCAAAGAUGGCCCGACACAUUCGCCCAGUCCCCAACAGCAGCGACAAGCCUAAGCUGCCCCAGGAUUGUCAUCAACUCUUUCUGGGUGGAGAACGCCAGAGUGGACUCUUCCACAUUCAGCCCCAAGGUUCUUCACCUUUCCUUGUGAAUUGCAAGAUGACCUCAGAGGGUGGUUGGACAGUGAUCCAGAGACGCCUGAAUGGUUCAGUGGAUUUUCACCAGCCCUGGGAGGCCUACAAGUCAGGCUUUGGAGAUCCUAAUGGGGAAUUUUGGCUGGGUCUGGAGAAAGUACAUCAUAUUACUGGAGACCGAGGGAGUCGUCUUGCCGUACAGCUACUAGAUUGGGAAGGCAAUGCUCAAUCAGUCCAGAUCCCCUUCCAUUUGGGAGGAGAGGACACAGCGUACAGCCUGAAGCUCACAGGCCCAGUUGCUGGGGAGCUAGGUCCAGCCACAGAGGAUGGACUAUCUUUACCCUUCUCUACUUGGGACCGAGAUCAUGACCUCAGGACAGACAUGAACUGUGCCAAGAAUCUCUCUGGGGGCUGGUGGUUUAGUACCUGCGGCCAUUCCAAUCUCAAUGGAAAGUAUUUUCACUCCCUCCCCCGGCAAAGGCACCAGAGGAAACAGGGCAUCUUCUGGAAGACUUGGCGGGGACGCUACUACCCUCUACAGGCCACCACCAUGCUAAUCCAGCCCACAGAAGCUGCCACCUCCUAGUCUCAUUCUGAGAGCUCUGCAGGGCUAACAGAAAGGAGCCAGAGCCCAGUGGGCCAAAGACUCAACAUAAAUGCAAAAAGAGAACUCUCUUGUCCAACCCUUUCCCAACAUACAGUCAUGGUGGCACUUAACAGACUCCCUGGACAUAUACUUGGGUCAGGGUCAGUACUGCUAAAGGUGCUUCGCUGAGAGAGGAAUAAGAGAGGAUCUAGACCCAGCCUUGGAACUAGCCCUUCCCUCUUGAAGAGACAGUUUACUCCUUUCUUCCCCUUCUUUAAUCUAUUACCCUCUUAAGGGUAAACAUAUGGUACCAAUGGUGCUAGUGGGCGAGGGCUUUUCCUCAGCACAAAUACCCUGUUACACUGAGAACUUUUAUGCACAAUUGAAAGGGAGGGGCUGGGUUGCCUGACCCUGGGGACUAGUAGGAAGCCCAAAUUUUGGGCUCAUGGCUGACUUCUUAAUAAGGAGUCUUGCCCAGCUGUCUUCAGUCAUAUUGACUGGACUGAAAUAAUGGGACCAAGAACUGAGUGAUCUAGUUUGGUGACCUCAGUGUGUCUCUAAUUCAAAGCCCAGCCUUGGGGCCUACUGAGGGGUCAGGGUAAUUUGUAAAUAACUGCCUUGUAAAAAGAUUUAGUAUCUGUUGGGUUGUGGGGGUCUGGCUGGGAUUACCAGGCCUCCUCAGGAAUGUUUGUAAUAAAAGGAUUGAAAGAAUCUUUGAA
Molecule: messenger RNA, 2254 nt
Organism: Gracilinanus agilis (Agile Gracile Mouse Opossum)
Lineage: Eukaryota; Metazoa; Chordata; Mammalia; Didelphimorphia; Didelphidae
Gene: ANGPTL4
Product: angiopoietin like 4
Exons: 7
Coding region: 138-1535 (465 amino acids)
Biological process (GO): triglyceride homeostasis
Molecular function (GO): enzyme inhibitor activity
Source: RefSeq, a predicted model, not a curated record